ACUGCCAUGCGGAUCCAUGUAAGGGACUUCAGUUUUAACAUUAGAAUGAUAUUGAUGACAAUGCUACAGAAUGGAACGAACGGGACACACGGUACCUGUAAGAAACUAUUGGAAGAAGGGAAAAGACUUGGAGCUUCUGGCUUCUCAGAGUAUGAGGGAAAACGGCAACAAGUUAAAACACCAAAUUUAAGAUCACCAACUUUCAAAAUGUCCGACUUGGAAACAGAUUACAAAAAGAAAAAUGAGUCCCACUCAUUUCAAAUGGACAAUAAACAAUUUGGUGAUGCACCAAAACCUUACACAAAAUCAGAUUUUCUGGAUCCUGUUCCAAGGACAUUAUUCAUGCCUUUAAAUCUCAACAACAAUAGUAAUAAUAAUAAUAGUAUUGCUCAUGGGCCAACCAUACAACCACGUGUACACAAUCUAGCACCAAUAGGACAUGAAAUAUCCGCACUAAUGAAAACUAAAAGCAACCUAGAACGCACACUGGAUGAUUCACAGGCUCAGGUGGAAUAUUUAACAAGAAAAUUAGACGAAUCAAAAAAUGUAGUGCAAACACAGAAAGCACAUUUCCGAAAAUCCAUAGAAGAACUUCAGAAAAAGCUUCAAGAGACAUUAGCAGGUCGUAAACAACUAAUGGAAAUUAAAGAAAAUGAAAUGCACCAACAAGAGGACAUGAUACACAAACUGCAGACCACAAUAAAAGAGCUGGCAGCUUCAAACCAAAUGCAGGAACAAGCAUUACUUGAUGCUCAUGAGCGCUUAAAUAUUUUACAAAAUCGCAAUCAAUCCAGUGAACAUGCACUGACCAAUAUUAGAGCUGUACUAUCUACUGCUCAAAACAGAGAUACACGUUCUAGGUUCACAGAGAGCGAUCAUUUAUCAGAGUUGGUGCCAGAUAUGAUGGUUGAAGCUUUUGAAAGAUUCGUCACCACCAGCCAGGAAGAUGCAGACACACUAAGAAGUAAUGUACUACGGUUGGAAGCAGAACUCAAUGCUAUAAAACAGGAACAAGAGGCAGAAAGGUUACUUGCACAAGCUGAUACAGAAGAAUUGAUAAAUCGAUUGAAACUAAAAAAUCAACAAGAAGUCGAAGAUCAAAUAAAACAGAAAAAUAAUUUUCAAGAUAAGUUACAUGAGGUAACCAGCGAACUCAGCAAUCUGAAACUUGAGCAUACGGCUAAGGAAAGACACCUGGAAGAUGCCUGUAAGCAAGUUAAUGAGCUUAACAGGCAACUAAAUGAAAUAAGACAAGCUGUAUUAAAAGAGAAAGGGGAAACGCAAGUGAAGAUAGUCAAUUCAGAUUACGAUGUAAAAGUUGCAAAUGAUCGAGGCGAUAGACUUGAAAAGGAAAAAGGCAUUCUACAAUUAAGGAUUGAGGAAUUAGUGAAACAACUUGAUCAAGCAAAAGAAGAUCUUAAUUCAGAGAAAGAACACAGAAGAAACUUAUGGUUAAGAGAAUCGGAUUCAACAAAAGACCUCAAUGAUAUAAGAACUUUAAUGGAAGAUAGGAAUAAUGAGAUAACGAAGUUAAGAGAAUUAUCAACAAAUCUAAGGGAGCAGUUAACCACACAAGUUGCUGAGAAAGUUAAAGAAGCAGAAAUGUCAGAAAGGAUAAAGGGUGAGACAAGAGCACGUGCACUGAGUGACGAAAUCACGGAGCUUCGUGAGCAGUUAUCACGUGCACAAGCGGAACUCACAGCCACGGAGAGACAAAUGUCCGAUGUUUUGUUGGAACGAACUAAAACUAUGGAGAUUUUAAAAGAAAAAGACCAACAGGUUGACAGGCUUAACACUCAGUUCAAUUUAACGGAUCGUAAACUUAUUGAGGUAACGGAAGCUAAACGAACACUUGAUGAGAAAUUUACAAAUCUUCAACGAGAAUAUGAUGAUGUUUCUGUUCGUGCGUCGAAUGCGAAAAGUGACCUUGAGCGUACUCGUUCAUUUGCCGAGGACAAGGAAAAGAUUGCCAUGCAACUGCGCCACCAAGUGGAAAUGAAGACGAGCAGUUUAGACACCGCUCUAAAGUCCGAGAAUGAAGCAACAACAAAAGCUAGAAGUCUUGAAGCUAGGCUGAAGGAAAUUAUGCAGGAGGUUGAAAAUCUCUCUUCUGAUCUCCAUUCCCGUGAAGAGGAGGUAAAAAGUUAUGAAAGAAGAGUAUCGGAGCUGAUUGAGGAGAAAGGGAGCAUCGCAGAUGAUGUGAGGAUGAUAGAAGAAGAAGUUGCGAGAGUAUUGAAGUCAAAGGAAGAGAUGGGAGCGGAAUUAAAAGAGGCGAGAUUUCAGGUAAGCCACUUAAUACAAGAGAGAGAUCACUUGUCGAAGGAUCUCAAAUAUUUAACGAAACGUUACAAUGAUGAGAUGAAUAAAGUUAAGAAAGAAUUAAAACAAAAGAAAAAUGAUUUGGAUCAAAUACAGGAAACUUUACAAACAGUAAAAAGCGUGGACGGCAAAGCGGCAAAAAUUGCUGAGUCGAUGCAGAAAGAAUUGACGAGUAAGCGAGCUGUGAUCGAUUCGCUGCAGAGCGAACUUUGUAAAGUUUGUGACAAAAUGGAAAGCUGUGAAAAAGAGAAUAAAUCUUUGAAAAAAGAAAACAUAAAACUUGGCAAGAAAUUGGAAGCAGCGAAUGCAAGCCUUAAAACUGUGGAAGAUGAAUUAAAAACGAAGAAUAAAUCUGAAAAAGGUUACAAAUUGGCUGUUGAGAGGCUACGUAGCGGGCUGGAAAAAGCAGCAGAGCGUAACAACGAGGCUCAACAUUUGAUUGAUCGCCAGGAAGCUGAAUUGGCACAAGCUCACAUUAAACACAAUCUGCAUUUGAUGGAUAGAAGAUUUCCUAGUCAACAGGUUGAACCACUAGCUCCCACAAACGCAUACGGACGCCCAGUGCUCCAAAACACAGGCACAACCACUUUGCAAAAUCUGCUGACUCGUGCUUUAACCACUAUGACAUCACAAGUCCCGUCGCGUGAUGUCACUUUAUCGGAAAUACCAAAAAGUCAAAAUCCGGAACCAAAGAAUGAAAAUAAGAUUACCAAUGACAUUUAUAAGAUGAUCGCAGAAGUUCAUGACAACUUGGUUAAAAAAUCUGGAAAUCCACCUAAAUCACCUCAUUCUGACAUCACAAACACUCGGAGGAGGAGAAGAAAAGGAAGGAGCAAUAGAAGAAACAAAGAAACCUACUCUGGCAAUGAUAGUUCGGACAUCGAUGUCGUUUUAAUGAACUCUGAUACAACCUCUGUAUAUUCUGAACCAGCCGAUUCUUACUUGUUUGAAAGCACCCUUAAACAUGAUCCUGUGUCGUCUUCUCCUUCAAAGUUUCACCCUUCAAUGGGGUUACCUUCUGAACCAACCAGGCCCCUGUCACCAGUCAGCAUGUUGCUGUAUGAGGCAGGAGAUGUUGGUGCUAGUAGGGAUAAUAGGAUCUUCAAGGAGCAGAGUAAUGUUAUUCGGGGGUCAGAGCAAGAGGUGAGAGAACGUUUCGUCUCAUCAGCAAUUUCUGAUAACGCAGAGGAAUUGUGCCGGCAACUUCAGCAGCGUUUGGAAGGGCUUACAAAGAUGGGAGGGAAACUGGAGAAGCAAAAUAAAGAUGCAGCUAAACUGAUAAAGAGACAGGAUCGAAAAUUACAGCAAGUUCGAGCAAGCGGUCAAAACCUUAGAUGAUAAUGUAGAUUUAUAUGUAUGUAUUAUGCAGUAUUCUGUAAUUUAAACUUUGUAUGGCUUUUGUAUUCACUGUUAAUGCUCUGAUGUAUUUCAUAUUAAUUGGUGCCUUUAGUGACGGUAUAUUUUUAUAAUAUGUAUUAUAAAGUUGUGGUAUUUUUACCCUAAUACCUCUAGGUCUGUAAUUUUUUGUAUGCAAACUUUAUUGGAAGCAUAACUGAUAUGUAGCUUUGAACAAUGACAAUGAAUGUAUUUUAACAUUUUUUGGUAUUUGCUCUUAAAAUAUUGUCUUUUUAUUUUUAUUUAUUUUAUUAAGCAUAGAUAUACGAAUGUAUUCUCCAUAAUAAUGCUAUUUUACGGUAUUUAAUUUUGUACUGUGCUAGACUACUGUGUAUAAUAGUUUAAAAUAAAGCAUUUUCAUACAAGUA
Ciona intestinalis (vase tunicate) is the source of this 4082-nucleotide messenger RNA. The record is from RefSeq and is a predicted model, not a curated record. NCBI's taxonomy places the organism in Eukaryota, Metazoa, Chordata, Ascidiacea, Phlebobranchia, Cionidae.